AUGCAAGACCACUCCUCUUCAGAUGAAUUUCCCCCAGGUACCAUCCUACUGAUAGAUCGGAAUACGCCAACCUCCGAGUUCAUUCUCAGCCCCACUCCCUCGGAUAAUCCCGACGACCCUCUGAAUUGGUCUUCACUCAGAAAAGCGGUGAACUUCGGCCUCACUUGUCUCUACGUUCUGUUCACUUUUGUCCUGAUUGACAUCAACAGUCUGGCGUACCGCGGGUACAUAGAAGAGUUGGGCUUGACUUACGCGACCUUCAAUGAUGCCAGCGGCUCCAAUUUUGCGGGUCUCGCAGUUGGAUGCCUUUUGCUGGUUCCAUGCGUGCACAAAUAUGGUCGUCGCCCUCUUUAUCUUAUCAGCGCCACUGUCCAAUUUGCGUGUGCUAUCUGGUGGGCGAACCUUCACCAUGGUGCAGAAUUAAUCGCAGUGAGCUUGCUGGCCGGUUUAUCAGGCUCGAUCAGUGAGGCCAUUGUGAUGAUCACUGUUGUUGAUCUAUUCUUUGUUCAUCAACAUGCUCGCAUGAAUGGCAUUUUCAUCUUCAUGCAGAGUCUCGGGGCCACGGGCGGCCCUAUCGCUGCAGGGUAUGUCAUUACCUCCAUGGGCUGGAGGUGGAUGUGGUGGAUGAUUGCAAUCUUUCUCGGUGUGAACCUACUUCUGGUCUUGUUCUUUUUCGAGGAAUCAAAGUACAUCCCAACCUUGUUAGGUCAGUCCACCCUUUCGAAGGAUCCUGAAAUUGUCAAGAUCAAAGGAGACCACGAGAUGAAAACAGAGCCACAGUCUGCUCCCACUCACUUAUCAAUCGACUCUCGACCUAGCCACAAGUCAUACAGCCAGCGACUUGCUCUUGUGACAAAAACCGACCAGCCAAUAAUCCAGCAUUUCUACCAACCUUUCAUCGUUCUUUUCACUUUCCCUGCUGUUGCAUUUACCGCUCUCAGCUAUGGCUCCAUUCUUGCUUGGUUUUCGGCAAACGCUUCGGCUGGCUCUUAUUUUCUGAUCUAUGAGCCUUACAACUUCGGCCCUUCUGCAAUCGGGCUAUUCCACCUUGGAGGUUUUAGUGGUUGCAUUAUCGCUACGUUCACAGCCCCUUUCUUCAACGAUUGGCUCAUUAUAUGGUUAGCCCGACGGAAUGAGGGUAUCUUUGAACCGGAAAUGCGUCUCUGGAUGAUGAUUCCUGCUGCCUUACUCAACGCCAUUGGCUUGCUGGUUUUUGGAAUUGGUCUGGGUCGGGGCUUCCACUGGAUGAUUCUUGCAGUCGGACAGGGGAUCUUCGGCUUUGGUUUCAUCGUUACUGCCGAUGCCGCUUUGACUUAUCUGAACGACUGCUAUCCUGACAUCCUUGGGGAUGCGCUCAUUGCCGUCGUCUUCGUCCGGAAUGGGCUUGCAAUGGCCAUCAGGUUCUCGUUUACCAGUUGGCUUGCUGGAAUGGGUAUCCAACACACCUUUAUCCUCAUUGGGGUGAUUGCCUUCGCUACCAUGAUAAUGCCUAUUCUGUUGUUGGCCUAUGGAAAAAAGGCAAGAGUUGGAACGGCUGCCAAAUAUAGGAAGUUUGCUUCGCGUCAACAAGUUAGAAGGUCGGUUUAA
Penicillium samsonianum is the source of this 1587-nucleotide messenger RNA. Its product is annotated as Major facilitator superfamily domain general substrate transporter. Lineage: Eukaryota; Fungi; Ascomycota; Eurotiomycetes; Eurotiales; Aspergillaceae. The record is from RefSeq and is a predicted model, not a curated record. The transcript has 5 exons. The coding region runs from base 1 to 1587 and encodes 528 amino acids. Gene Ontology annotation, molecular function: transmembrane transporter activity. Gene Ontology annotation, biological process: transmembrane transport.